Molecule: messenger RNA, 675 nt
Organism: Capsicum annuum
Lineage: Eukaryota; Viridiplantae; Streptophyta; Magnoliopsida; Solanales; Solanaceae
Exons: 2
Coding region: 1-675 (224 amino acids)
Source: RefSeq, a predicted model, not a curated record
AUGAAAAAUAAUAAAGAGGCAGUGGUUUCUGCCCUUCCAAAACUACCGUCGCCCUUUCCUCAAAGAUUGAAGAAGAAAGCUGAUGAUACAAGGUUUAGCAAAUUUAUGGAUAUGCUGAAGCAACUGACGGUGAAUGUGCCUUUAGUGGAGGUCUUUAGAGCAAAAAAAGCGGACCCAGGAGCAUUCACGAUUCCUUAUACUAUCGGGUCUCUUGAUUUUACUAAGGCCUUGUGUGAUCUAGGAACGAGUAUUAAUCUGAUGCCGCUUGCUGUUUAUAAUAAGCUAGGUUUGGGGAAGCCUACACCCACAAAUAUGCAACUAGUGAUGGUGGAUAGGUCGGUAAAACAGGCAGUGGGUAUUUUGUAUAAUAUGCUAGUGAAGGUGGCCAGCUUUAUAUUUCCUAUGGAUUUUGUUAUUCUAGACAGUGAAGUGGACUUUGAGGUGCCCAUAAUCUUAGGUCGACCUUUCCUUGCAACUGGAAGCGUGCUUAUUGACUUACGAGCUAAUGAGCUCUUAUUCAGGCUUAAUGAUGAAGUAUUACGGUUUGAUAUAUGUCAAUCUAUGAAGCAACCCAAGAAAAUGAGUGUGUUCUCUAUUAUGGGUGUCUAUUAUGUGGAUGAGAAAGAAGUGUCGAUAGAGGAGAAUUUGUUGUUGAGCCUUUGGCUGUUGUCUUGA